Molecule: messenger RNA, 903 nt
Organism: Aspergillus versicolor CBS 583.65
Lineage: Eukaryota; Fungi; Ascomycota; Eurotiomycetes; Eurotiales; Aspergillaceae
Product: ferritin-like domain-containing protein
Exons: 4
Coding region: 1-903 (300 amino acids)
Source: RefSeq, a predicted model, not a curated record
AUGAAGUUCACUUCACUUGCUCUAUGUGGUGCUGCGUUGCAGCUUGUCCAGGCCAGCCCGGUCACCAAGCGUGCUGGUGGUGUCUCUGAUGCCGACAUUCUAAACUAUGCACUAACUCUCGAACACCUCGAGGCCGCCUUCUACGAAGAGGGUCUGAAGAACUACACGAAGCAGGACUUCAUGGACGCCGGGAUGAUGGAGACAUUCUAUAACAACAUCAAGUCGGUCGGAAUGGACGAGAAGGCCCACGAGCAGUUCCUCACCCAGGCCUUGACCAAGGCCGGCGCAAACCCCGUCGCCCGAUGCAACUACUCCUUCCCUUCCACCGACGUCAAGAGCUUCCUUGCUCUCGGUAACAUCCUCGAAGGCGUCGGCGUCUCCGCCUACCUCGGCGCCGCCGCAUCCAUUAUGGACAAAACCUACCUCACAGCAGCAGGAAGCAUUCUCACCGUGGAAGCACGGCACAGCGCAUACCUGCGCGCCGCGCUGGGCGAGUCACCCUCCGCCCAACCCUUCGACAACCCCCUCGACUUCAACGAGGUGUACACCGUCGCCUCGCCCUUUAUCGUCUCUUGUCCUGAUAGAAAUGAGCAGCUCCCUGUGAAGGCGUUCCCUUCUCUCACUAUGAGUUCCAUGGAUAUGGACGCUGUUAUGACGGGGCAGAAGGUCGAGUUUAUGGUUGGAGAUGGGUUUAAGGAUAUGAAUUCCGCUGAUGUCCAUGCGGCUUUUGUUACUGUUACUGGACCCGUUUGGGCGGAUGUUAUGUCCUCUGGACAUGGGAAGUAUACUGCUACGGUCCCCAAGGGUGUUGCGGGGCAGAGUUAUGUUGUUCUUACGAACGGGGAUAGCCAAGCGACGGAUGACAAUAUUCUUGCUGGACCCGCUAUUAUUGAGGUAAAUUGA